AAUUCGGAUCUUGCUUUCUCGCGAUUCGACAGCUGGCGCGAGUUGCUGCUACCCUACAAACUGAUAAGAAUAUUGGCUCCGAAAGCAUGCAUCGCAAACCGGGGAUAUGUAUCGCCAGCUCCAGGUUAGGGGCCGGAAAUGCUUCCCCUUUCUGUUCUCUUUGAAGCUCUCGGACACGAGAAAGGAGGAAGAUUCAUUUCACGAAUACAACCAACCCUCAGGGUCUGAUAAUGGCGGGGAUGGAUAAUCUCAUCAGAUACAAAUGUAGCAAUGAUCCUCCUCUUGGCUCUUGUUGCGAAUUGCUGCCGAGUUUUGGUGCCUUUGUGUAAGCAUGGCGACUUUCGAGAAUUCUAAUGGUACGGUUCAGUGUAAUUACACUACAACGGCUUUGUUUCAGGAUUCUGUUCAAACGUGUAAUCCAUACAUCGCUGCUCUCCAGACUUGUCCCCAGCACCCGAUCAGCCAAGCGACGAGGCUGCAGAUUGUAAAUCAAACGGCUCAAUGUUUACCUGGAGCAUGGAAUGAUGUUUGGGCAUACAACUCCGAUCCAUCCUACCUCCACAACUUCACUUCGGUUCCUCCACCUACCUUUCCAGCCAACACUUCCUGUCACUAUCCCGAUCUCGUCCCAAUACUUCAACAAGCAUGCAGCUUCGACUUUGGCCGAGUCCAGCUCGAGUGCAACGAGGCUCCUGACCCUAAUGUGAUUAAAAAUGGCCAACCAUAUGUUGACUGCCAGACUGAAGCCAUGAUCCAAUACUGGCGCUGUACCCAACAGAAGCCUUUCAGCGAAGUAACAGACUGCGUCAUCGAAAAUGCGCAAAAAGUCAACUGGGUCCCUCCCAUCGAGCCAUAUUCCGGCGCAAUGACAUGUCCAGACCGAACAACAUAUCUUGCAUCCACCGGCAUCUCCAUCAUCCUAGUCUUCGUCGCCGUUCUAUUCUUCACCUGGCUCGCUCCCCUCAUCUUGAGAAAGCUCAAAAUCCUCUUCAACAUGAAACUCUCCGGCCCACCACCCCAAGUCUGGCGAAGAGAGAAGAAAUUCACAUUAAGAGCCUACCUCGUCAUCAAAUCCCUCGGCACCGACGUCCUCGUCGCCUACCUCACCGUCCUCAUCCUCCGCAACGCCGGCCUCACAUCCGUAGUCUCAACCCGCGCCGCCCUCGUCGACAGCAUCUUCCUCAUCGCCGUCCGUCCCCGGGUCGCUCCCUUGACCGGCUUCCUGGGGUUCUGGAAAGGCUUCUCCGAAACGGGCUUCGCGGACCUCGUCGCCGACGCAAUGCUCUCCUGGGUCGCGGGAACCAAGAUCUUCCACUCGUACUGGAAAUACAUCAACACGCCGCCCUCGAAUCCCGCUGCUCCGGCCUACGAUAUGAGGAUUCUGGGUAUAGGAGCAUUGAUGAGUUGCGCUCCGGCGUUUAUUACGUUGAUGUUCCUGUUCUUCACGGCCGCGAGCUGGACCAAGAACAACAAAUUCUCGGAGAUGAUGGCGAUUUAUUUCAUGCUGCUCUUAGCCUUCGUCGCGUUCUUCUGUCUCUUACCUUUCAUUGCCAUUAUCGAAGUCCUGUCCAUGCUGAUCAUGGCCAUCCGCCGCAAGCGGGGCCAUUCCAGUAAUCCGUCGAAGAGAUCGUGUUGGGAGAUCCCGUUGACGAUCUCGUGGUGGGGGUUCAGAGAUGUGUUUUAUCCGAUUAUUCUUCUGAUGAGUUUGACGAUUAAUUUGGGGAAUUGGAUUUUCUUUGUCAGUUAUGUCAAGAUUGCCGGGGAUUUGUUUUGUCCGAGUGGAUCGAGGGCCGUGGAGGCGUUGUGGAUUGGGUUGCCGGUCGGGAUUACGAUUGUUUUUGCUGUUUUUAAGAAGUUGACUGAUCCGGUUGAGGAGUGGGAGAUGUGAUGGGGUUUAACGUGGAGCUUUUGGUACUUGAUGAGUGUGGCUUGAUAUUCAUGCUUACCCCCCAUGAAUUAUCUUCUGCACGUGUGGUCGGAAAGACAAAUGAGCUCGAUCGAACUUCUGAAGUUUCCCGCAGUCAGACAAUGUAUUGGUAAAGUUCUGCAAUCGAGAACAAUGAGCACGGGAUCCUGUCAAGUACAAGGUGGCGAAACUACCUGAAACCAAUCGCUAAGAACAGCCUUGGAAGAGGAGCCGGAAUCACGACAACUUUGCUAUUCAACUUACACUGCCUAUGGCUUUAAGCAAUUCUCAUCAGCCCG
Mollisia scopiformis is the source of this 2205-nucleotide messenger RNA. RefSeq lists its product as uncharacterized. The record is from RefSeq and is a predicted model, not a curated record. The coding region runs from base 332 to 1888 and encodes 518 amino acids. Lineage: Eukaryota; Fungi; Ascomycota; Leotiomycetes; Helotiales; Mollisiaceae. The transcript has 5 exons.